Molecule: messenger RNA, 1269 nt
Organism: Aspergillus heteromorphus CBS 117.55
Lineage: Eukaryota; Fungi; Ascomycota; Eurotiomycetes; Eurotiales; Aspergillaceae
Product: MFS general substrate transporter
Exons: 3
Coding region: 1-1269 (422 amino acids)
Biological process (GO): transmembrane transport
Cellular component (GO): fungal-type vacuole membrane
Molecular function (GO): transmembrane transporter activity
Source: RefSeq, a predicted model, not a curated record
AUGGAAGUUGAGAUAUCUACAUCAUUUACAGCUUCUUCGGAUGCCUCAGACCAAACGGUCUAUCCCGAAGGAGGCCUCAGGGCAUGGCUAGUCGUUCUCGGGGCGUGGUGUGCCAUGAUCCCAGCAUUGGGGUUGAUGAACACUGCGGGUACUCUCCAUAUCUGGACAAGUACCCACCAGCUCAAGGACUACCCGGAGUCAAGUUAUGGUUGGAUAUAUGGGGCUUACGGCUUUUUCCUUUACUUUGCAGGGGCUCAGAGUGGGCCAAUUCUGGAUACGUGGGGACCAACUUACAUCAUUAUCUCAGGAUCUAUUGGAAUGGUUGUAGCAUUGGUUUGCUUUAGCGUCAGCGAGGAGUAUUAUCAGGUCUUCCUCUCCUUUAGUGUCUUGGGUGGAUUAUCAGCCAGUGCUCUGUUUACGCCGGCUGUCGCAGCAAUUGGCCACUGGUUCAAUACUCGACGAGCCUUUGUCACCGGCCUUGCUUGCACGGCAGGUGGGCUGGGAGGUGUGAUUUUCCCUGCGAUCAUCUAUUUCACGGCACCAAAGAUCGGAUUCGGAUGGGCUAUCCGGAUAAUUGCACUCAUCAGCGCCAUUCUCUGUGCCACAGCCUGCUUCUUAAUCAGGACUCGACUUCCUCUCGGCGAAGAAACUGGGACAAGUGCACUUCUGGAUAUCAAGGCGUUAAGGGAUGCCGAAUACGCUGCCACCACGGCAGCCAUCUUCUUGGUUGAGUUCGCUGUUUUCGUACCAAGCACUUACCUCUCCUCGUAUGCGGUUCACGUUGGUUUGAGCAACACAAUCUCUUAUCUGGUGCUUGUAUUCCUGAACCUCGGACUGAUCCCAGGGCGUCUUCUUCCAGGCCUGGCUGCGGAUCGACUAGGCCGAUUCAACACGAUGGUUCUGACCUCUCUCGUAUGCUCAAUCCUGACCCUUGCGCUGUGGUACAAAUCAGGGAGUAGCCUGGGUGCGAUUGUCUGCUAUGCCGUGCUCUUUGGAUUCUGGAGCGGAGCGGCCAUGAGUCUAUCCCCGGUCUGCAUAUCCCAGAUAUGUGCGACGGAAGAUUAUGGGAAGAGAACAGGCACCGCUUACACCGUUGCCAGUGUUGGGAUCCUCACAGGGAUUCCAAUUGCGGGUGCAAUCCAACAGCGCGAUCAUGGCGAGUAUGACGGGCUUAUUGUCUUCGCGGGGGUGCUGUAUCUUGCGGCUGCGGCUGCCUUUGCGGUAGCUCGAGGGAUUUGCAGGGGUUGGUCGUUGAAAACCCGCUUUUGA